GAAUGCUUUGACUGAUAAUUAUGGUAACGUAAUGCCAGUUGACUGGAAAUCUUCCCACACCAGAGCCUUGCACUUGCCAACACUGAAUCUUUCAGAAAAAGGGGUAAAUGAUAACUUGAACCUUGACCUGUCAGAUGACGAAGAGCUGAGAGAACAGUUGGAUAUGCAUUCUAUCAUUGUUUCCUGCAUCAAUGAUGAACCACUCUUCACAGCAGAGCAGGUCAUUGAAGAAAUAGAGGAAAUGAUGCAGGAAUCACCUGAUCCAGAAGAUGAUGAAACGCCCACCCAGUCAGAUCGGCUCUCCAUACUUUCCCAGGAAAUUCAGACACUCAAGAGAUCCAGUACAAACAACAGCUAUGAAGAGAGAGUAAAAAGAUUGUCUGUUGCCGAGUUAAAUGAACUGCUAGAAGAAAUUGAGACUGCUAUUAAGGAUUAUUCUGAGGAACUGGUACAGCAGUUGGCUCUACGAGAUGAGUUGGAGUUUGAGAAGGAAGUGAAAAACAGCUUCAUUUCUGUCCUCAUCGAAGUACAAAACAAACAGAGAGAACACAAAGAAACGGCAAAGAAGAAAAAGAAGCUGAAAAAUGGUAGUCCUCAGAAUGGCAAACAAGAAAGAGGUCAUAUGCCUGGAACACGCUUCAGCAUGGAAGGGAUCUCAAAUGUCAUACAGAAUGGCUUCCGCCACACGUUUGGAAACUCAGGUGGAGAGAAACAGUACUUAACAACCGUCAUUCCUUAUGAGAAGAAAAAUGGACCCCCAUCUGUUGAAGAUCUUCAGACAUUAACCAAAAUCCUGCAUGCCAUGAAAGAGGAUAGCGAGAAAGUGCCAAGCUUGUUAACAGACUAUAUUUUAAAGGUACUGUGUCCUACAUGAAGAGGGCUGCCUUUCAGAAUUAGCCAUGCUCCUUCCUGUGAUGAGAAGCUUCCCAUGGAUAUAACUCAUAGUAUUUUUUCAUUUGGCAGUAUACCUAAACCAGUAUGCAUUUACCUCCUCUAUGUGUGCGUGGAUUUUCUGAUCCUACAGUAAGUCUUCUGGGCAUGACAACUUAUCCAUUUUAACUUAACAGUGCAAUGAACUGGAGCAGGGAACAAACAUCGUACAGUUUUACUCACAUUGUUCUGGCUUUUUUAAGUCUAUUUUUACAUUGUAUAGCAUGUAGUAAGUCCUCCUGCACAUUUUGUUGUUGGAAGGAAAAGUAAACUUUGAAUAGUGUAAAUAAAAUAAGCCUAGUUUUAAGGAAUCCAUAUUUAAAAGCAUCCUUAGUUCCUAUAGCAAAGAUGCAAAAAGGGUUAUAGUCGGGCUUGGACUAAAAGAUUCAAGUGAGUUCUCCAGGAGGCACUCCAGAACAGUGCUGGUGGAAGUCAGCAUUCGACACUUCUUUCAAAAUGGUAACUUUGAUUGAACUAUACAACAGUAUUGUUCAUACAGUGAACAAAUCCAGAUUCUUUGAUGGUUUGGCAUAAGUAAUUGGUGUGUUACCUAUCCCUAUUAUCUAACACAAACAUCCAAGUAAUGUAAUAUUUCAUAUUUGUUUUUAUUUUAGUUAGUAAUGUUCAUGUGGCUUAGAUAUUCUCCCAUAUUGCUGCUAUAAUUUUACUGGUUUUAGUGUGUGUUUGAUAUUAAUGAAAAUGCUUCAAUAUAUAAACAUUUUAAAAGGCUAUAUCUUUUUAAAAAUACAUGUACAGUUUGAAAAACUUGCACAUGGGUUCCAAGUUACUGUUAUAUUGAGACGUUGCUGUGUAUCUCUAAAUUUUACUACAAAUCUCUCUUGUAAAUUGUAUGCACUGUCUCUUCUGUGAUGAUGUAUCUGCAUUCAAACAGAUGAGAAUGUAUUUUACAAAUCCUGUAAAAGAAACAUACCCCAUAAUCUCAACAUUAAAUAUUUGUCACAAAAAAUUUUGCCAGUCUUAAAGAUUAGAUUGAAAUAUAAGGAGUACUAAUAAAAAUAAAGGAACUAUUUUCUAGGUUGAUUUCCUAUUGAUUCUACACCCAGAUUUAUAUACUGUAUACAUAAAGGCACUGGAAGAUAAGGUUCGAGAGAUAAACGUCUUUUCUUCAAACAGUUUUUUCCAUUUAAAGUCUUCAGUCUUUUUGUUAGUUGAAGAGAUAUUUGCUCCUGAAUACCUUGUGUCACUUCUUUAGUACUUAAUUUUUAUCGUCGUCACCAAAUACUCGUUUUGAUCAGUAAAACACAUUCAGUUUGAAAAUAGUUCUCGUAAUGCUUUCUUUUUUUUCUAAAGGCCUCAAUAUUUUUGUCUUUUGUGCCUUUUUCAGUCAGUAAAGAUUUCAGCUUAAAAUUCUUUCCUCCCCCCUCUCCCCCCACUUGGCCACCAAUGGAUACUUGCCAGCCUGCUCAGGAAUAAAUAGAUCCUCUGCAUCAGUGUGUCAUAUGCGAGGAAGUUUUUUUGUUCCUUUAUUCUACUUCAUUUGUGGUUUCUGUAACAAGAAAGCUGCCAUUUAUUUCUUUAGCUGAUGUGUUACGAACUCAUUAUGGCAUGCUUUUUCUAUAGAAAUGCUUGGUGUUGACUGUUGAUGCCUGGAAAUUGGCAAAGGGGAUGACUCUGCUUUGCUUCAUUUUUUUUUUUAAAAAGAUGCACAUGUGAAACACACCAUGUGUCCAAAUGAGAUCUAUUCAGAGAUGUUUCAAUCUACUUUUGAGGCUUGAGGUGACAAGAUGGAACAAAAAAGAAGAAAAUUAAGGGAAGAAUUAAAAAAAAAAAACCACCCCAGAAAACACUUUUGACAAAGUUUGUGUUGUUAGUUGUAGCACAUCUUGGAUGACAAAGUCACAAAAUACUAAAAGUAGUAAAACUUGAAAGAAAACCCAACACUAAAGACCAGAAACGGCUUUAGUGAGCUAAGCAUCUGGUUGGGUAUAUCAUGCCCCUCAUCAGGCUAAACAAGGUUUCAUUAUGAAAAGUACCUGUUUACCUUGUAUGUAGAAUCCUGGCAUUAAACAACAGCUGCCAAAGCUGGCAAGUAUUAUAUACACACCUAUAUUUGUACAUUAAAAAAAUAGAUCUCAAAACAUUUGAAUAAAAAGAACCAUGCAGAUCUGCUUUUCUGCUGAGUUCUAUGUACUUCAUAUUCUCUAUUAUGCAUCCUUUUUCCAGAUGCAUUAUUGAAUCUUGCAUUCUUUCAGGGAGCUGGAUUUCAUGAUUAUUUUUAGUUUUAGCAUGUGAUAGCUUUAAAUGGCCACCCAAGAACGGUUGCUGACAAAUACCCUAGAAGAGAUUUGGUAAAAAUACAUUUUUACCAAAAUCCGUGCCAUUUUUAAUAUGAAGAGUCCUGGAAGCAAAAUGUCCUUAAAAUCAUUGAAUUUUAAGUUACUUAAAGUUAGGUUAUUUGUAUCACUUGCUUUAAUAGCCUUUUUUUUUCUUUUUUGUUUUUUCCUUUUUUUUUUUUUCUUAACCCAACCCUUUUUCUGGGUUUCAGCUAUUUCAUUUGAUAUAACCUUAUUCACUUGCUGACUGGAGUCUCAAAUUUUGAGUCAAGGACUGUCUGGACAGUAUGUCAGAGGUAGUCAAGAGUCCUAGAAUGAUGUUGUCUCGGUUAAGGAAAGAAACUUGAAAACAAUGUCAGUUCCUUUCUGGUGAAAGAUAAUGAUUUAGCUAGACUCUCAGCUGGUGUAGGUUAUUGGUGAUAAAGAAUGUCUGCUGUUGACUGUGCCAGGUAGUUGCAGCCUUUAACUUGGAGCAGUGGUUUUAUUGCAGCAGUUCGCAUCAUUGUUGCUUCCAGACUGGAUUACCUUGGUAUUCUUUCUGCAUGCGUGUCACUUGGAAACUGCAGCUUGCCCAGAAAUGGCACUCUCUGAGCUUGGCAACAGUGUUGAUAAUCAAGUGUGUAUCUCUGCACAGCGUUGUUUACAGCAGCUGCCUCCUCAUUUCCAAGGGGACAGUUUAAGAGAAAGGUUUCGACUCCUGAAGUUGUAGAUGGUGCAGAGCCUGUGUAGCAGGAAGCCUGCUUCUCCAGCUGCGGCAGCAAUGGGCAGUGGAGCUCAGCAGCUUGCUUCACGUCAAACAGCAUCUACCCAAUUCCGUUGGGAAGGGUCUAGAAGCAAAGCUUUCUAGUGAGGCGUUCUCAGCUCCGAUGCACCCAAGCCUGAACUUACUGACUCGUCUCAUCAUUCUACAAAGUGUAUCUUUCUUUUGGGCGAUGGGGCUGUAUUGUAACAGUAACAGAAUCCAUGUGGGUCUGGAACUAUUUUCUGAUUCAGAUAUCAAUCCUAAUUUUUAAAACUUCUCAUGAACCUCCAAGUUUUCCUUGGAUAUGAAGUCACUCCAGAAACCAUAAAAACUCUGUCAUCCAGUAAAAAAUGAAACCUCAGAACAAAAUGGAUCUUGAAUCAUGUCAGGUGAAUUUAGUGUUCUGCUUCUCUUGGGGGCACAGCACUGUUUAUUUUAAGCCUAAAAAGAAACUCUGAUUGUCAUACAGGAAAUCUACCUGUUCCAACACUAAGAUAAUACCAUUUCUUUUCAAGAUGUUUACAAUUUUGCAGGUAGCAGUGAGUGCUAGAAGGGUUUUAUAGGGCACAUCUAAUGAUGGAGAAGUGCUAGAUACCUUCCUUGCAGAGAGUUUCUUAUCACUGAAGAAUUAGAAGGAAUGCUUUCAUUUUUUCAGUGCUUUGUCCUUGCUGGUGAAAUGAAGCGUCUUGUUCUCUUGCUCAUGUUCUUUUGAUCAGGACCUAACUCAGGACUUCUUGCCUUUUUGCUUGUAUGUAUUGAUCAGCGAUGGCUCUCUGGAUUAGCUGAUCAGUGUCCAGUCCUAACAAUAAUUGUUGAAGAAACUGUAUGAACUGGGAGAACUAGUUACUGAAUUUUGUUGCUGUGUUUUGUUUUUCUCUCCUUUAUAAUCUGCAAAAGUUGGAUAGAAGCCUCUCUUUGCACUGAAUGCUAAUUUAAGCAGAGCUCAUAAUUUUGUUGUUCAUUUUCCAACCGGUCUGUGUUUGGGUUUUGUGUUAACUUUAUGUAAUAAAUAUUAAUUUUAAUUUUCUGUAGUGUUGCAUGCAAAUUUAUGAAUUCAAGUACAUGUUUCUUGGAAACAACAUGUUAUAACUUAGGCUGAAUAUAAUGGGAUGAAAACUCAGCAAAGAAGGUAAAGUGUUUGGAUUUUCUUGAUCAGGAAAAUGUUUGGAGAAUGCCCCAGUUUUUUCAAAACUAUGGAAAGCAAAUUCUGAUCCUACAUCUGUUUUUGUCAGUAUGCAGUCCUGCACAGUUCUAUGGCUUGAUGAUAUUCAGGGGCUGACCAAUUCAAAGAAAACAAUCCAGAUUU
Messenger RNA from Aptenodytes forsteri (emperor penguin), 5272 nucleotides. RefSeq names its product fasciculation and elongation protein zeta 2 (gene FEZ2). NCBI's taxonomy places the organism in Eukaryota, Metazoa, Chordata, Aves, Sphenisciformes, Spheniscidae. The transcript has 8 exons. The record is from RefSeq and is a predicted model, not a curated record. Bases 32 to 874 code for a protein of 280 amino acids. Gene Ontology annotation, cellular component: cytoplasm; axon.